AUGGAGUGUGGGGGCGGCGAGGGGGGCGCUAUAAAGGCAGUGGCCCCAGAGUGCUGCGAUCACAGUGGCACCAUGCACACUGCAGGCUGGCUGCUGCUGGCGCUGCUCUGCCUCUGCCACCCCGCUGAGCCCUGGUACCGCCCGCCCGCCGGGCCCCGGCCCCAUGCCGUGGGCAGAGCCUCGGGGCUGCUCUCCAGCCUCCACCGCUCACCACAUGCCCGCCGCUCUGGCACCACCGAGUCCGGCACUGCUGGGCUGCUGCCAGGUCCAGCCCGCCCGCCCGCGGGGCUCGGCACUGCGGUGCUGUGUGUGAUGGAUGUGGCCCCUGAGCCACGGAGCUGCCAGGUUCUGCCGGAUGCCCCAGGCACACUCCAGUGCAAGGCAGACAUCACCGUGUCCCUGGAUCCCAUGGAAUGUGCGGGUGUCUGA
Messenger RNA from Cuculus canorus (common cuckoo), 429 nucleotides. It is a transcript of the gene NPB, whose product is annotated as neuropeptide B. The record is from RefSeq and is a predicted model, not a curated record. Gene Ontology annotation, molecular function: G protein-coupled receptor binding. Lineage: Eukaryota; Metazoa; Chordata; Aves; Cuculiformes; Cuculidae. The transcript has 2 exons. Bases 1 to 429 code for a protein of 142 amino acids. Gene Ontology annotation, biological process: G protein-coupled receptor signaling pathway; feeding behavior.